Thunnus maccoyii (southern bluefin tuna) is the source of this 2950-nucleotide messenger RNA. It is a transcript of the gene usp46, whose product is annotated as ubiquitin specific peptidase 46. The record is from RefSeq and is a predicted model, not a curated record. The transcript has 9 exons. Gene Ontology annotation, molecular function: cysteine-type endopeptidase activity; cysteine-type deubiquitinase activity. Gene Ontology annotation, biological process: protein deubiquitination. NCBI's taxonomy places the organism in Eukaryota, Metazoa, Chordata, Actinopteri, Scombriformes, Scombridae. Gene Ontology annotation, cellular component: cytosol; nucleus. The coding region runs from base 307 to 1416 and encodes 369 amino acids.
GUUGCUAACAAACCUGCCGCCUGCAACUUCGGCCGUCCACCAUUCGCUCAUGCAUUGACGCUUUCCAGCCGCCGUCUGCGUUAACCGUGUGUGAGGAUGGAGCCGUGUCGACGCUGAGUGCAGCUGGACGCUCAGCUCCGUGCUUGCUGCAUGGUGCUCCGUGUCUCUCUGCCUGCUUUCUGACGCUCGGGGUUGCAGUCUGGCCUCCAGCCGCGGCUGCGAUUUAACUUCAUUUCACAGCGUCGCCUUGCUCUCAAGUCAUGUUUAUUUUAUAAAGAUGGCGGUGAGGGGGACACUGUAAACUAAAUGACUGUCAGAAACAUCGCCUCCAUUUGUAAUAUGGGCACCAAUGCCUCUGCUCUGGAGAAAGACAUCGGCCCGGAGCAAUUCCCAAUCAAUGAACACUACUUUGGAUUGGUCAAUUUUGGAAACACAUGCUACUGUAACUCAGUGCUGCAGGCGCUCUACUUCUGCCGGCCUUUCCGGGAGAACGUGCUGGCCUACAAAGCCCAGCAGAAGAAGAAGGAGAACCUGCUCACAUGCCUGGCUGACCUCUUCCACUCCAUCGCUACACAGAAGAAGAAAGUGGGCGUCAUCCCGCCCAAGAAGUUCAUCUCCCGCCUACGGAAGGAGAACGAUCUGUUUGACAACUACAUGCAGCAGGAUGCCCACGAAUUUCUCAACUACCUGCUAAACACGGUGGCCGACAUCCUGCAGGAGGAGAAGAAGCAGGAAAAGCAGAACGGACGCCUCAAGAACAACGGCACCGCCAUCACCACAGAGACCGAGACAGAGAACAAGACAGAGCCCACGUGGGUUCACGAUAUCUUCCAAGGCACACUGACCAAUGAGACACGCUGCCUCAACUGUGAAACGGUGAGCAGCAAAGAUGAAGAUUUUCUGGAUCUUUCUGUGGAUGUGGAGCAGAACACAUCAAUAACACACUGUCUCAGGGACUUCAGUAACACAGAGACAUUGUGCAGUGAAUACAAAUACUACUGUGAGACAUGCUGCAGCAAGCAGGAAGCACAGAAACGGAUGCGUGUGAAGAAGCUUCCUAUGAUCCUGGCGCUUCACUUGAAGAGGUUCAAGUACAUGGAGCAGCUGCACCGCUACACCAAGCUGUCCUAUCGAGUGGUUUUCCCCCUAGAGCUCCGUCUGUUCAACACAUCUGGAGAUGCAGUCAACUUGGAUCGCAUGUAUGAUCUAGUGGCUGUGGUGGUUCACUGUGGCAGUGGUCCAAACAGAGGUCAUUACAUCACCAUAGUGAAGAGUCAUGGCUUCUGGCUGCUGUUUGACGAUGACAUCGUGGAGAAAAUUGACGCCCAGGCCAUCGAGGAGUUUUAUGGGCUUACCUCAGACAUCUCUAAGAACUCUGAGUCGGGAUACAUCCUCUUCUACCAGUCCAGGGAGUGACUGGAGCUGGAUCAGUGACACAGGAAGAGACUGAGCAGGAUGAGACCUGUUUGUUUGUUUUUUUUUUACCUUUACAAACCCAGACUCCUGCCACCUCCACCCCAUCCUCCUCCUCCUCCCCUCCUCCAUGUCAGACCUCUUCUGACGUAUGUGCCAAUCCUCUACCCUCAGCGCCUGCCCCUGGGGUUUUUUUUUUUUUUUUUCCUGUUCCUCAUCUCUCUCUGUAUAAUUUGCUUCUCAUGUUUUAGUCACCUGCAUCUGGACUGCACUUUAAAAGAAAGGCAAAAAAAAAAUGCUCUACAGCAUGACAGAAACAAAAAGGAGUCUACAUCCACAUCAAACCCUGCUCCCUUUGGUGUAGGCUGGUAGGAGAAGCCUGCAGAGGUGAUUCACUACCAGGAUGAUGACGGGGUGAAGGGUCUGGUUCACAUACAGACAGACGGUUGUCAGAAAUUGUACUAUAUCAUUUAUAUGUAUAUAAGGUCUACUUCCAUUAGGUGUCCCCCCCCCCUUUUCAUUAGGGCUAUUUCCCCACAUCACUGUCCAGUCCUUUGAUAUGUUCAUGUCCCUGGUGGAUGCAUGAGAAGUGAAUGAAGUUGGAGACAAACACUGUAUAAUAGGCACAGAUAGAUUUCAUGCAUUUCUAAUGGUUUUGAAGCAAUACCUUAGCAUUAAUUAGCAAGAACUCACAUGCUGAAAACUACCUAAAAUGAUUAACUCUUGACAGUACGAAGGUCGUCUUUAUCCCGUAGAGAAUCACUCUAUGAGCUGCUGCCUGUCUAACCAGAUAUGAUCCAAUACUUUUAACACUUGAUUCAACAACACUACACACGAAAGGACAUACUGCUGUUUUUAACAUUAGCAGACCUUUCUCUAUCAAAUGGAUCUCCAUUCAGAUCAGCUGAAUCUUUAUAAUUUUUUAUUCUGAUAUUAAAAAAAAAAACCCUAUUUAUUGAACUUAACAUAUUUAUUACUGUUAUUCGUAAUGCUGACUGCUUGUUAAUGAAGGUUUGUGUGUGUAAUAAGGCUCAUUUCAGAGCUGCGUAUGUUAAGACUUAUUGUCUAAGCUUUCAUGGUGUAUUUAAUACACAACUUGAUAGGACAGCUAUGGCUGGGUUGCAACAAAAAAAAAAUUGGUUUUAUCAGUUUGUUGUUCGCAUGUCACGUGAAAAGAUGAGACAGAUUAACAUGAUGCAAGAGAGACAAAACCCACAACUGCCUAAUCUUUUGAUUGACAUUAAAAAAAGGAGAAAAUAGUGCAAUAACAGGGGAAGAUAUUCACUGUGGAAUUACCCCGUGAGACUUGAUAUACAGUACAUUUAAAUGUUAGUGCUAGACGUGUUUCUUAGCAGCUGAUCUUUUCCCAGUGCUUUGUGUUUGUGUGACCAUGAUCAAAAUAAUACUCCCCUUUUUACCACAUAUAAUGUCCACUACCUGCUGGGAUGUUUGCUGCAACAUUCUGUCAUCCAUCUCUUUUUGCAACCUUACAUGGCAUUGUCUUUUUCUUUUAUUAUUACUCCUAUGUUGAACUACA